AUGACCCAGCUAAUUCAUCUUAUCGAGACUGGAUUCCCUAAAUCCCGUAACGAGCUACCACCUGCCCUUCGGGAGUACCAUCAAUUUCGCGAACACCUCUAUACAGUUGAUGGCAUCAUCCUCUACAAGAAUCGCAUCGUGAUACCACCCUCUCUCCGCCAGCAUAUUCUGACUGUCUUGCACUCAGCCCACCAAGGUGUGACUUCCAUGACAGCACGCGCCCGAAAGCACAGUGUUCUGGCCAGGCAUCACCCCAGCCAUCAUUGCCCUCACGGGAAACCUGCAACCACUGCAACCGCAUGGCACCCUCUCAACCGAGUUCACCGCCCUCUCCAGUUGUACCCCCAGCCUACCCGUUCCAAUGUGUUUGCGCCCGACUUCUUUCACUACAAAGGGUUACCUACCUUGUUAUCGUGAGACCGCUACUCCAACUGGCCCCUCGUUGAGCGAGCAAGAGAGGGAUCCACAGGCCUGA
Pocillopora meandrina is the source of this 475-nucleotide messenger RNA. NCBI's taxonomy places the organism in Eukaryota, Metazoa, Cnidaria, Anthozoa, Scleractinia, Pocilloporidae. The record is from the annotation of a GenBank genome assembly.